This is a messenger RNA of Formica exsecta, 4365 nucleotides long. RefSeq lists its product as uncharacterized. The transcript is spliced from 12 exons. Bases 16 to 4176 code for a protein of 1386 amino acids. NCBI's taxonomy places the organism in Eukaryota, Metazoa, Arthropoda, Insecta, Hymenoptera, Formicidae. The record is from RefSeq and is a predicted model, not a curated record.
GAAGCAAGCACGAGGAUGAAAGCGAUUGCGUUGUUCCUGACGGCUGCGUGCCUGGCUCAUGCCACGCAAGUGCCCACCCACACCGCCGACAAACCAUACCUGAUUAAGCAGAAGAGCAUCUACGAGCUAUACUGGCAUAUCGAUCAGCCGACCGUCUAUCAUCCGGAGCUCUACCAAAAGGCGCGAUCCUUCAAUCUCGAGGACAAUGUCGCUUCCUUCACGGAUCAGACGGCGGUGACCGAGUUGCUGCAACGAUUGAAGCAUGGAAUGCUCCCGCGAGGAGAAUUGUUCUUCGUGAAUGUCCCCCAACAGUACGAGGAAUUCAUCAACCUGUUCCACGUCCUCCACACUGCCAAGGACUUUGACACUUUCUAUAAUACUGCCGUAUGGAUGCGCUUCCACGUGAACGAACUCAUGUAUGUUUACGCGUUGAGUGUUGCCGUCUUGCAUCGUCCGGACACCAAAAACAUCCGUCUGCCCCCGGUUUACGAGGUGCUCCCGCAGUACUUCUUCAACGAGGAGGUCAUACAUAAGGCCAAUCGUAUCGCAAUGGGUGACACGCAAUCUGUUGGCGUGAGGAAAACAAUUGGGGGCGUGGAUCAUUAUUACAUUCCUGCCAACUACAGCGGCUCAUAUGUAAUAAACGACCAUGUUCCGGAACAGCAAAAAUUAAGCUAUUUUCUCGAGGAUGUCGGUUUGAAUGCCUUCUAUGCCGUAAGCUCCCAUGACUUCCCGUACUGGAUGAACACCGCUAAGUACAACAUGCCCCAGAACGUUCGCGGCGAAUUGUACAUGUACAUGCAUAAGCAGUUGCUCGAUCGCUACUAUCUGGAGAGACUGUCAAACGAUCUCGGCGAGAUUGAUUACGUCGACGUGAACAAACCUAUCGUUCCUGGUUACUAUCCGACGAUGCAACAUCCCAACGGUGUGUCGCUUCCACAACGUCCAGUCGGUUUCGAGGUCCCUCUUCAUGCGCACAUAGAUGUCCAGGCCCUGCAGGACUUCCAUGUUCGCAUCUCCGACGCCAUCGAUAGCGGCUAUCUUGUCGACGCGAACGGCAAACAUAUCAACAUUUACGAUACUAUGGACGGUCUCAAUCAUCUCAGCAACGUUAUCCAUGGUAAUGCCGAUUCCGUCAAUCCCACAUAUUAUGGACGCAUAGAUCCAUUGUAUAGGAAGAUCUUCGGCAUAAGCCCGGUACACAUCACCAAGCACCACGUUGUCGCUACUGCUCUCGACAUGUUAAGCACCCGUUUGAGAGAUCCCUUGUUCUAUGGAAUAUGCAAGAAUAUCGUCAAUUAUUGGGAGAGAUAUAAACAACACUUGCCGAAAUACACGCACGAGGAACUCGUUUUCCCGGGCGUGACAGUCGAAUCCGUCACCGUCGACAAGCUAACGACAUUCUUCGAUCAUUUCGAAUCGUUGAUCAGCAACGCCGUGUCCGUGCGCAGUCACAAAGAGGCACAAUCGAUGCUGAUCAAAGCGCGUCAAUAUCGUCUCAACCACAAGCCUUUUACCUAUCACAUUACCGUCAAUAGCGACAGGCCCGUUAAGGCGAUCUUCCGCGUCUUCCUUGGACCGAAAAACGACGUUUACGGCCAUGAAAUAGACAUGAGCGAGAACUAUAAGAACUUUAUGGAGAUGGAUCAGUGGAUCGUCGAUUUGAAAACCGGUGCUAACAAGAUUGAACGCAGCAGCCACGAGUCCAUCUACGUCGUUCCGGACGAGGUGCCAAGCGACGUCUUAUACAAGAAAGUGGUGAAGGCUCUCGAGGGUGGCGAGACCUUCACCUAUCCAGGACAGCUUUACGGUAUCCCUGAUCGUCUAAUACUUCCCAGAGGCAAGAAGGAGGGCAUGCCGUUCAAGCUCUUUGUGGCUGUGUCGCAUUUCGACGAGACGAGAGCCAUGCACGUAGAUAAUCCCGUCCUGGGUCUCAGCGUGGUGGACGCUCGUCCGUUAGGAUACCCACUUGAUAGAGUGCCUUCCUUCAACUUCACUGUACCCAACUUCUACUUCAAGGACGUUCUAGUUUUUCACAAGCAGGCGGAGGAAUUGAAUCUCACCGUGAUGUAUAAAAGCGCGGCAUCCUGUGUCGCACAGAAUUCUCGACUCGGCGCGUCGGGGAAAGUUUUGCGAAAGAUGCAACUCCUGACGGCACUGGCCGUCAUCGCGGCCGUCGGUUUGGUAGCGGCCGAUUACAAUACUGUCAAGGUCGCCGACGAGGAAUUUCUCCUUAAGCAGAAGAAGAUCUACAAACUUUUAUAUCACAUCGCGCAACCCUCCUUCGUAAAUCCUACCCUGUACGAGGAAGGCCGCUCGUACAAUAUCGAGGCCAACAUCGACUCUUACACUAACACGACCGCGGUGAAGAACUUCCUUCAGCUAUACGAAUAUGGCGUACUUGCGCGCGGUGAGAUCAGCUCCAUAUACUAUCCGAAGCAUCUGAAAGAAACGGAGGCAUUGUUCCGUCUAUUCUAUUAUGCCAAGGACUUUGAUACCUUCUACAAAACGGCGCUAUGGGCGCGUGUUUACAUGAACGAGAUGCAAUACAUGUAUGCCAUUUUUAUCGCCGUUAUACGCCGCGAGGACACCAAAUUCAUUCAGCUGCCGCCUAUUUACGAGAUGUAUCCGUACGCAUUCUUCAACUCCGAAGUACUCAAGAAAGCGCAACACGCGAAACUCUUCGGUAAACCCGAUUCGAAGAAGCUCGGUAGCUACAUCAUCCCAGCGAAUUAUUCCGCAUGGUACAUAUCACACGAGUACGAUUUAGAGCACAAGCUCAAUUACUUCACCGAGGAUAUCGGCUUGAACGCCUAUUACUUCUACUUCCGGAGCGACAAUCCGUUCUGGCUCAAGAGCGAGGAAUUCGGAUUGCAGAAAUGGCGCGGCGCGGAAUACUUUUACGGUCACAAGCUGCUGUUGACCCGUUACUACUUAGAACGCCUGUCCAACGACAUGGGUAAGAUCGAGGAUUUCGAUUGGCACAACGAAUUCUACACCGGAUACUACCCUACGAUGAACUAUCACAACGGGCUGCCGUUGCCGCAGAGGCCUUAUUGGAGCAAAUUCCCCUACUACAAGUACGCAUAUAUAAAGAACUUGGAGGACAUGGAAUCUCGAGUCUCGGCCGUCAUCGAUUCUGGAUUCGUCUUGGACGCGACCGGUAAACUGAUCAACAUCUACACACCCGAAGGCCUCAACAUCCUCGGCAACAUCAUCGAGGGCAACAUGGACUCCUGCAACCGCGACUUUUACGGCAGCAUCGAUUUGUUCGCGAGGAAGGUUCUUGGAUACAAUCUGGAGCCAUCAACUUCGUAUCAGAUUAUACCUAGCGCCUUCGAAUUUUACAGCACAUCUAUGAGAGAUCCCGCGUUCUACCGUCUCUAUAAGAGAAUAUUUAAGUUCUAUCAUAACAGAUACAAAGUGCAUCAGAAACCGUACAACAAGGACGAGAUUAUCUAUCCCGAGCUAAAGAUCGAGUCCUUUGUCGUGGAUAAGCUGAUUACCUUUUUCGAUCAAUUCGACUCCUCGAUCAGUAACGGUUUGAUAAUCAAUAACGCGGAGGAGGCCGAGAAGACAUUGGUCAAAAUUCGUCAGUAUCGUCUCAAUCACAAGCCGUUCAGCUUCCAUCUCUCCAUCAACGCCGAGAAGCCGAUAAAAGCCGCGAUACGCAUCUUCCUCGGGCCGAAAUAUAACGCACAUCAUAAACCGCUGGACAUCGCCGAAAACGCAUAUUACUUCUAUGAAAUGGACAACUGGAUACUCGAUCUGAAUGCCGGCGCGAACAAGAUCGUCCGAAACAGCCAAGAUUGCGUCUUCGUAAUACCCGAUCCGGAACCGAGCGAAGUCUUCUACAAAAAGAUACUUAAGGCUCUGGACGGUUCCGACACUCUCUCGUAUACGGAACGUCUCUACGGAUUCCCCGAGCGUCUCCUUCUGCCCAAGGGCAAGAAGGAUGGCAUGCCUUUCCAGAUCUUCGUGUACGUGAGUCCGGUCGAGGGAGAACCGAUCCCCUACAUGUCCCGCAUCUUCGGUGGCUACAAAUUCGACGAAAAGCCGCUCGGUUUCCCGUUGGACAAGCCUAUCCUCAAUUUCCGGUACAACGGAUCGAACAUGAUGCUGAAGGACAUUAUGAUCUAUCACAAGGAUGAGAUGGAGCUGAAUGUCACUUAUUGAGAUAGUCUUAUGCUACUUAUUAAGUCUUCCAUCAUUCAACGUAACGACACAUCCGCGACAAGACGUAUCUGAAUAAAAUAAUAUAUAUACGUUUUGCUGAUGAAGAUUUUUAGAGAUUUCACACGAAAAACAUUUUUAUUAUCAUUACUUUAGAAUUAUUGUGAUUUAAUUAAAAUUUUUUACAUAGAA